AUGCCAGAUACCUAUACCCAAUUGACGAAUAAAAGGUCUUACAACAUAUCAGAAGCCAAACUAAAGAGAAUUUUGGAAUAUAACGAGCGAUUGAAGGAGCAGUUGGAAUUACCACGUAUCCCGGUCUCAGAGGCAUCUUCUAGUCUAGUGGAAUACUGUAAUGCAACUAGAGACCCUCUUAUUCCUUCAUUGUGGGGUCCAGUCAGUAAAGAAGAAGAUCCAUUUGCGCCGGCCGCAAGAGGAAAUAGGGGAAGCACAGGCUGCUGUGUUGUGAUGUAA
Mucor velutinosus is the source of this 279-nucleotide messenger RNA. RefSeq names its product protein that induces appearance of [PIN+] prion when overproduced (gene PIN3). The record is from RefSeq and is a predicted model, not a curated record. The transcript is spliced from 2 exons. Gene Ontology annotation, molecular function: G-protein beta-subunit binding. Gene Ontology annotation, cellular component: heterotrimeric G-protein complex. Lineage: Eukaryota; Fungi; Mucoromycota; Mucoromycetes; Mucorales; Mucoraceae. Gene Ontology annotation, biological process: G protein-coupled receptor signaling pathway. The coding region runs from base 1 to 279 and encodes 92 amino acids.